Paramormyrops kingsleyae is the source of this 10040-nucleotide messenger RNA. Lineage: Eukaryota; Metazoa; Chordata; Actinopteri; Osteoglossiformes; Mormyridae. The record is from RefSeq and is a predicted model, not a curated record.
UAGACCUGGAAAAUAGAAGAGGAGGAAAGAAUUACUGUGAUUUACAGAACAGAUUCUGGGAGUGGAGUAAUUUAAAAGUCUAAGUUUGAAUGUUACCCGGGUUCCAAUGAUGACACUAUUUAAAUUCGCCUAUGCUUUUCUUUUGACUGGGUGUUUAAAAAUGGAAAAUAUGAUUUUUGUAAGUAUGUGGUCCCGCGAUGAUGAUGCAGGAGGGGUGUUUACAGCAGGGUGGGGGCCUGCUGAAGUGCUGCUCCUUUAAGAGCCAGGCUGUGCGAGAGAAUGGGAGAGGGAGGGACCUCGCUGCCCUCCAGAAAGCAGGAAGGGAGCCGAGUUGAGGCUGCCGCUGACGCCGUUUGGCUGGUGCACACGGACAUCCGAGCAGCGCACAACUGGGGCAGGAUAGAGCUCUGCUGAGGGGGUAAGAGAGGCGAGCAGAGCCAGCCCUGGAGAGAGAGCAGCCGAGUCACAGCAAGAUCCCCUCGCUGCUGAUGCAGGUAGAAUGGGGUGCAAGCAAGAAAGGAAUCCCAAAAAGGAAACGGACAAGGUAUGGUGCAAAGCUGCAUGAUGCACUGUGCUUGGGAAGCUGACUUUCAAGUCCCCUUCAGUAAAUAGAGUACUGCUCAGUGUAUGCAUUUGAUUUUGGUCAAUUUUUGCGUAGCCCUUGGUGCAAGUUUAAAUUUUAAGUAGGGGGAAAUGCAUUAAUUUAGGUCAAGGGUCUAGAGGGGAUUUCUUCGAGAAAGUAAAAAUGGAUCUCGAAAGACAGAUGGGACACAUGCAUGUUUUCGGACCAGGGAAGGGUGCAGUUCCUGUCCUGCAAUAGGCUGCACUUGAGGUUUUUGUCUGUGCUUUCAGUGCCUGACAUCCUCCUGGCACGGUACUGUACUGUAUAAUUCUGCUCAUGCUGCUUACGUUGGAUGGAGUUGGAAGGUGGCAUUUGGGGGCAGGGGGUGGAGGAAAGGGUAGGGGAGAACUGGGAUAUGUAGUUUAGGGACUGAUCUCAAGUGGCUAAAGUUGGAGUUCUGGACUCAUUUUCCCAAAGUGCAUUGCGUUUGGCCUCAGGAAAAGGAAUGGCAGCCAUCCAAUCUCAUCAGGGAGGUGUGGUAAGUGAAAGGCCAGCUGGCCAGUCAAAGGGAAAGAGUAGAAGUUAGGGUAGUAGGCUGAAAAUAGAGAAGUGUGGUAGGUCUGUUGGUCUGGGAUCAGGAUUGGGCUUGUCCGAUGCUACUGAUAAAUUUCCUGCUUAGCAAUAGCCAGGACAGGCUAAUCGGAAUCUUAACAGCAACUUGCUAAUAUUUCACUUUUGGUAGAAGAGUGGAAAUAUCCCCCCCAAAUUUUAAGUUAAUAUUUAUUAAACUGAUUUCUCGUCAGUUUAUAACUGCUCACAUACCAAUGAUGAUUAAAAAAGCAGCUUUUAGUUAUUGUUUAGGAAGUCUUUCUAAUGCAUGGGGUUAUAAUGAGCUUAAUCUUUGGACAGGUGACUAAUUUUCCUAAUUUAUUGCCUGAGGAAGAAGUUAGAAAAUAUGCAAAUCCUACAGGAGCACAUUUGCUAGUGUCAGACUUUUGUUGCUGUGGGAUUAUUGAUUGAAAUAUAAUAGGAGUCAGUGAGUAGUUUUCAAAGAUGUCUAGUAACAGUAAGUUUUGUUUUUGUGAUGCAGCAUGAGGAAGCUGUCUGGCUAGAAUGGUUUUGCUGGUUGAUACUUAGCUAGUUUGGCAUGAUGAGGGUAUGAAGAGAAUUGUUAGGUUUUGCUGUUCAAGCAUCAGCAAAGAUCUCAGUGAAGCACUUUUUGGUGGUAAGUGUAGCUGCCCCCCCCCUCUCCGACUGAGGCCUCAUGCCAGCACAUGUGUCCGGUGGGGGUUCUGCUUGGCAUUCGGCCAGGUGGAACGUCUGGUUACCUGGCUUUACUGGACGUCAGUAGGAAGCAGUGAAGUCAAGGGCCCCGGGUUUGCAUCGCAUCUGGGAACAUGUCUGUCAGCUGAUUGGACAGGACGAGUCGGGAUGGCGUAGGUCAGGUACCUGACUGGAAAAGCACAUCUUACUGCUGAUUAGGAGAGAACACACCCCCUUCCUAAUCCCUCAAGCCAUGUUUAGUUAACAAGCAUCUUGUGUUGCUCCCUAAUUUUGGGUGGGGCUGGGGUGUUCCAUAGCAUUUUAGGAUUUUCUGUUCUUAUUAUGAGCUUUAAGCUCUGCAAUGGCAUGCCUAGACCUUAACUAAAGAAUUAUAACUUAGCUGUUGACGUCCACAAGUGAGAUGAUCUGUAAUAUGAGGUAGGUUAGUAAAGGCAAACCAUCUGCUUGUGAAGUUUCAUUGACAAGAAAGAAGUUUCCCAGUGCACUAAGCAGUAAGUGCUGUAUAUGUGGUAAAUACCUGUUUAGGUUGCAGUCUAGGUCAGUUUUUCCCAAUGUAGACUUCAGGGACCUCCAGGCAGUCUAGUUUUUUGCUACCGGGAGCUGGGAGGGAGCACAAAUGUGGACUAUCUUGGAGUCCCCGGGGACUGGUUUGGGAAACAUUGACCUAGGUAACUAAAAUAUGAUGCCACUGCGAACACUCUGUUGUUCCAUGACAUCGCAGUAACUUCAGCAUCUACUGCUAAGUCACAGGUCAUAGCUGACUCUAGAGAUGAACUAUAGUGACCAAAGUUAUCAUGGUUAUCAGUAUUAUCGCAGUAUUGAUUAAAAUGUGCUGAAAAUGUUCAGACUGUUGCUAACUUUGUUUGCUGGACAGUAUUUAACGUGAGUUUUCCAAUGGGCAGCAAUCAACCAUGGUUUUAAUGUUAAUUCAAAUUUGACACAAUAAUACUAAUCAUCAGGAAUUUUACCAUUGUUUACCAUGAAACCGGCAACUGUUCCAUCCCUGGUUUACUUCAUGCAUACAGUGCACAGAUGUGUGUGGAGCUGAACUUGAGCCCCACCUUUGCAAACACAUUGCAUGGCAGAAUCACUGGGUCAACGCAGCAUCGCUGAAGCCCUGGCAAGAUUAAGAUUAAUUAAAAAAAGUGCCUUGUAUGGCUACAAGAUUAGAUCUCUUGUAUGUACUGGGCUUAACAGUUUAUUCAAUACACAUUAUAGCAAAAAUUAAAUUAUAACCUCAUGUCUCCUGUUUCCACAGUCUGGAGUUUGGCAUCUGUGCAUUGCACUGUACAUUGUACUCUAUAUUUGUGUAUGUGACAAAUUUUCAAAAUUUGAGAGUUCUUUUGAAAUGUACUGAUUGAAUAAAUAAAAAAACAAGCUGCUUGCUACAUGACCACCGACAGACCAGUUUAACUGGCUUUGGGAAUCUAGGUCCUUGCUGUCAAUGCAAUACAGAAUUCUGAUUCUUCUCUAUCUCGGGUUGCUGGGUGUGUGCCUGAGUUUGCUGAUGCGUGGGCCCAGUUCCCAGGAUCUUAUCAGCCAUUAAAUCCAGGGGGAAAAGCAGGACCCCUUUGAUAAAGCCUGUGGUAGGGUUGAAUCUGGACGUGGUCCGUCGACUCGCUGCGCGGAGUUGCUGCAGCUGGGUGGGUUUGUUUUGGGUUGGUGUUCACACUCCACAUUUCUCUGCAGAUUGAGUAACCGUCGAAGUGUUUGUGUCCUCAGUUAACUUCUUUCAGUCUUAGAAUUUUAACUAUUUUAAUUAUAUGCCGUAAUUGUAAUUGAUUGGUUCACCUGUGUUGUUUGUUUAACAAAGGGAACUGUAAUAUAUUUAGUUCAUCUUUUUGCAAAAUACUGCAAUGAGCAGGAAGUAUGUUAUUUGUAACAUACUGUGUGGAGUGUCGGCUGGCUGGUAGGUGUGGGAGAGGAAUGGCUGGGGACCUGCUGUCUGUUAGGAGCUGCUGUGAUUUUUAAUUCCCUCGCCCCCCAACCUGCAUAGUCGUCAGAUUCGGCUUGCCAGAACUGCACCCUAGAUCCUGUGUGUAGUACUUGCUCUCAGUUUUUUUUUCCUUUCUUAACUUCUACUCCCGUUUACCAGCACAUGCAUGUGGCCGGACAGGAACUUGACACACAUCCAUGGGUAGGGUAUCCCACUCCAGACUGACAUCCUAUCUCGCAGCUCACCAGCACCUGGGUCUGUGCUUUCCACUUCUUCAGAUCACUAUUCGCUCAACAGUACUACAGCUGCCCUGCAUCUCCAGGGUUUGGAUCUUGUAUGCACUCUGUGUAUGUGGAGGUAGCAUGUUCUCCCUGUCUUGUGCAGGUUUCUUUCAGGUACUCUGGUAUGCAGUUAAGCUAAUUGAUGUCUCUCGAUUGUUCAUGUAGCAGCAUGUGUGGACAUCAGUGGUCAUUGGGCUUCUCCUUGGAUGCGAUUGAGGUAUGAUGCAUUAAGUAUAUACUCAUUAACGUAGUCGGCGUCUGGCUCUCCCCUCUGCAGACAAGUUAACCGACGUAAGGACUUUUGCACAAGCAGUGGUUGCAGUCCGCGGUUUGGUGGCGGGCGGCUGGAUGAUGUCAUCGGGGUCAAGGGUCACAAGUGGGCGAUGGGGUGGGGCGGGACCCAGAGAUGCAGGGGAGGGCCCGGUGGGGAUCCCCUUCCCAGACUACAGCGCAGAGCUCCUGGUCGGCCUGAACGAGCAACGCCUGAACGGCCUGCUCUGCGACGUGCUGCUCGUCACCCAGGGCCACGAGUUCCCCGCCCACCGCUCCGUCCUGGCCACCUGCAGCGCCUACUUCCACGAGCUCUUCACUUCGGGCGCCGCCGCCGACCGCCAGAGCGUCUACGCCAUCGACUUCGUGCGCGCUGAGGCCCUGGCCACCCUGUUAGACUUCGCCUACACUGCGACCCUGACCGUCAGUCACGCCAGCGUACAGGACGUCCUGAGUGCUGCUCGGCUGCUGGAGAUCGCCCCAGUGCGGGACGUCUGCUGCCACCUGCUGGAUGCAAAAGUGCUCUCUCUGCCGGCUGGCUGUGAGCACAGCGAAGGGGAAGAAAUGGAGGAGGAGGAGCAGGCAGGAGCUGGUGAGGGGGAGCAAACAAAGAGACUGUGGGCACGUGAGUACCUGGAGUACUUCCAGAAGGGGGCGCACUGGGAGGGAAGUGCAACACCAGAUUUCAGGGACAUGCCUUCGCUUCCUGCUCCAGCCAGCCCUCUGCCAUGUGCCCAGCAUGAUGAGGCACGUCAUGGACACUGCUCACCCCCAGCCCACCUGCUCAAGCCAGACCCCAAGGAUGAAAAUGAAGAGGAAGAUGAGAGGGUCACUUCGAUGUGGCAGAGGGCCAUCCAGGCUGGGGCUCCCUCCCUGAAUGGACACCAUUGCCCUCCAGAAGACCUCAAGAGUGAGGUGGAGCCAUACGGUGUAUCAGCUAGCGCACUGCUGCAGGAGAUGAUAGACUCCGUGGGCCGGAAGGAGCCGGCAGAUGGUGCGGAUGAGGCCACGGUGGAGUUCUACCUGAACUACUUCAACAGUGUAGCGCACAAGGGGGGCCAUGUGCCACAGGACCUGCUGCCCCUGUGGGCAACACAGCACAGUGGGGGAAGCGGGGAGAAGAAGAUUAGGUCAAAGGCCUUCCAGAAGUGUCCCAUUUGUUCCAAGGUGAUCCAGGGAGCAGGAAAACUGCCCAGACACAUCCGGACGCAUACGGGCGAGAAGCCCUACGAGUGUGUCAUCUGCAAGGUGCGCUUCACCAGGCAGGACAAGCUGAAGGUUCACAUGCGGAAGCACACUGGUGAGAAGCCCUAUCUGUGCACACAGUGCGGAGCUGCUUUUGCGCACAGCUACGACCUGAGGAACCACGCCCGCGGUCACACGGGCCUGCGGCCCUACCAGUGCCCCCGCUGCCGCAAGACCUUCGUCCGCUCUGACCACCUGCACCGGCACCUGAAGAAGGACGGCUGUGAUGGAGAGCCACCUCGCCGUGGCCGUAAGCCACGCCCCCGGGGCCCCGCCCCUCUUCCUAAUGCACUCGGGGCUCAGGCGCCCCCUGGUGGAGGGAGGCGAGGCCUACGGGAGACAGUUCAGGUUGCUGAGGCGGAUCCUCUUUGGGGUCACGCUUACCCUCCCUCCACUCACAGCUCUCAGGUACAGGGCCUCUUGCAGGAGGGGAGGGGACACUGUCAAGCAGAGUCACGCUGAACCGGAGCAAUCGUGAGUGACACCAGUGCUCCUCCAUGACCCAAAUCAGGGAGUCACACACUCUGCCAUUUCUGUUUAUUUUAUCUUUAUUUGUGUUGCUUUGAGCACAGGAAAGCUGAGUGCCAGGCACCAGCAGGACACAACACUUUUGCAGGGGGUUGCAAAAAUCUAUGCAGGGAAAUCGUUUCUGGGGGCUUUUCUUGGGUACAAAUCCCAGCGCAACUUUGAGUUUGCAUUGCAAAAUAUGCCACAUUUCUAAUGCAUGGGGUUAAUGGUCAAUGAACAAAAAUUACCAUACAUGCAAGGAUACCUCAACCAGUCACUUAACCCCCUUAUUACCAUCCAGAGAGAAUCAACCAACUGAUUCUAUUUUCUUACUCUAUAUAAAAGAAGUAGGGACUUUUUUUCAAAGACCACCACUGUCUCUCCACCGGGGGGCAUUAUUGAGCCAAAAUUCCUUUUUUUUUCUAUGACUCCAGCCAAGCUGUUCUGUCUUAAAUCUUUAUUUUAUGCUCAUCCGAUGCUCUGGAUACUGUUAUAUUGUGGCGCUAACUUUAGUCUUUUUAAAUCUCUUUUUAAGAUAUAUUUACCUUGCUUUCUUAGAGUACAGUGAGAGUAGGAUAGUAAAAUGCCAAACUAAUUUCUGCACAGGUUGAAAAAGGACCUUAAGGAUCCCUGGUGACACAGAACAGCCAUUUUUCACACCCCUGCCACAUUCCACUGUACCUUGCAUUUUGCCUUUGGGUAGCACUUGAAAUUGGUGUUGGGGCAAAGUCUUUAUUUCCAGACAGAGAAAGAAAAUAUGUGUGAAAGGUUCAGCAGUUUAUGAUUUCGGUCUUAUCUGGCACCUGUCUGAAACCUAGUUUAAAACAAUGUUCCCAGCAUACUCUGCUGGUUCUGUCUAGCUGGUUCAAGCCUCUAGUACGGACUCCCACAAACAGGAAUUACGUGACGCUGAAAGAUUUAUCAAGGUUCUUCAGCGGUUCCCUAAACUCCGCCCUCGCCCCUCCACAGACAUAUUGCAUACUAUUGCACAUCUGUCACCCUGUGAGGACAGGUAGAGUGACAGCUAGACCCCCACCCACCCAGGCACAGUGUCUCUUUGAGCUGGACAAAGGAGCCGUUAUUCUUAUGGGCUCUUUGAAGAUGUGGCUAAAUUUCCCAAAAUGCUUUGCUGAUGCUGAGCGUGCUAUGCCCCUCCCACCAUGAGUUUGGACUUUCACAACAAGCAUCUAAGUCUCUCACUAUAAGCUACAAGUUACAGUCUGUGUUGCUGUGGUAAUAACAAUAAUAAUAUUAUAAUAAUCAUCAUACUAUAAUAAUUUGCCCAUAUCAACUGUAUAAAGAUCGCAACCAUAACGUAAAUCGUAUCCUCCCUUUAGCGCCAUGCAAUAAUUUGUGUAGACAGAAACCACUGGUAUUUUUUUAUGAGUUAAUUUAUUUGACAACCAAGAGCGUGGUGCAUGUAGCAUCCUGCAGGGGGAGACAUUUAUCGACCUGUGGCUAAGGCUUCAAUAAUGCGAGAAUAUUCGGUCACACGUAACAGAAGUUGCAAAUCUAAAAUCAGAUGGAGGGAAGCAACAUUAUGGCUUUUCCACGUGAAACCCACAAAAACCAUUACUGGAAAUUCUAAUUAGAACAUCAGAGGUUACAUAUGUAUGGAAACAAUGUAACAUAAUUAUAACAGAAGUAUAUCACAUUCACAUAAAAAGAAACCACCAAGCGAAAUGGUGGUUUUCUGUGACAGUAGGAAUUCAUUGUAGACUAUCUGUGGUAUGUUUUAUGUAAUUACAGAUCACAGAAGCAUCAUUUUGAAUAGUUGCAUGGAAGUAGGCCCCUUUGUGUACACAAGGGCUUCUCUGGUCAUGUUUAAAGGUGGACUGUUGUUCCAGCUGUCCAGUCUAAGACUGAAGCGGCAUAAGUGAGAUGUUGAUGAGAAUGUGCCUUAAGUGGAGUGAGAGCCAAAAUCCUCUUAGAGUUCCUUGAUAGGAAAGUUGAGGCAAGAGAACUCAUGAAUGCUUCUCAGAGUUUAGGUGGAUAUUUAUGAUAAUUUACAAAAUUUUAGCAUUCAGAAGAAAUUACUUGAAGGCAGUGCUGAGACAUAGAGCUUCAAUCCUGACUAAAAUACACAGCUUAUUUAACAAAAGGUUGUGUGUCUUAAACAGAAAGAUGAUGAUAAUUCAUAAUUCCAGAUUUCUGAAUGACAAGGUGCUUUGUAAUGUCAUAGUUGUUGCAUGAUUAAUUUCCAUAAUCAUGAAACACAACAAGUUUAGCAUCAGAGCUUUGAUAUCUGGAAAGUAUGGGGUCACAGCAGAGCUGUUAGCCUUACGCUUGUGUCUGAAUUCUGCUUACACUGUCUGUGAGUUUGCACUACCUUCAGUCGGGAACAAAUGUUUUGCACAAAUUAGCGAUUAUUAGACUUUGAGGGAAAGGGAGGACAUAUGGGGUUUCUGUUGGGGAGUGUGCAGUUGCAGAAAUGGUUCAGAGAAAAAUUGAAUGUUUCAUGGGUCCAUGUGCUGACCUGAUGUAGGGAAUGGACAGAGAUGGGGUCCCGUGAUCACAAGAUGGUCUUCAGUGGUGGUCUUCAUUAAUAUCCUGCAUCCUGUACGAUCCAUUACUCAUUUUUUUGAUAUGGUAGUUUUGUUUCUGUAUGUUGAUGCAUAUAUUUUGUGAGAUCACAGCAGAGACUCAUUCUCAGAGGUGCUUUAAAAAGCCAUCAAAGGCUAGAUGGUUCACACUCAUUGCCGGCCACCGUUGCCCCUGAUUAUACAUCAUAUCCAACUUCCUGUGUUUCCUCCUGAUUUUCUCCUAUGUUUGGAAGGGUUAAAAAAAUUGUCUUCCAUUAAAAUAAGAACGAAUACACUCUAUAACAAUAAUAAAUACCUGUUGGUGGCCGAAGUGCGUUACUCACCACAGAGGAUACAUUCUGCCUUGGAUUUUCACAUUUCUAAUUUUAAGCCAAAGGAGCAGUAAGACAAUUGGCUAAAACCGUGUCUUAGAUUCAUAUUUCUGUUCCUCAUUCCAAUCCUUGACCCCAAUCUCUGACUCUGGUGUGAGGGACAGGCUGAAUGAAGGGUGUAUUCUAUUGCCCAUCCAGUGAACGGCGUGGCUCUGUGACUGCGACGAAGCACUUUUUGCCAAAAGCCAUUCAGAUUUUUUUUUAUUACUGUUCUUUUCGAUUUUUUUUAUUGUACUGAUAUUAUUAGGAUUUAUAUACAAAAACUUUAUGGAAAUGUUAAAAAAAAAAAAUUAGAAGAUAUGAAGAAAUAGCUGUCUUGGAUGUCUACCUUGUUGCUGCCCUGAGACCACAAACCACAUCUGCACGACGCAGAGAACAGCUACCACCUGCUUCUAGUAACACUGCCUCCCCUGCUACAGCUCCGAAUAAACGACAAAUCGACAUUCGUCCAAUUCCGAAGGGCUAGCGGCACGUUAUUUCAAACCUGAGACUGUUGUUGCCCUCAUGAUUCAUCAUCUGUAUUAGCAGUAGAUUAGUGGCUGUAAGUCCAGGACUCAUUUCCAACUACACUGCCAAAAGCAGCAGGUCUAUCACUGACCGUAGUCCUGUGUGGACCUCCACAGGAAGGAUCAUAAGCUUACACCAAACAUGCAACCAAACAUAUAGAUAAAACCCUCAUGUCCUUGGGCAUGCCCAGAUAUGCAGCAGCCUUUUAAAUGUAGUUGUAAAGAACCAAUAGAAAUGUAUGAGUACAAUGGGUGUGCAAUCCCACGCUUCCACAGGCCAAGACAGGCUCACUGGGGAGGGAACGACGAGUGGCCGCAUAUCCGUGGCCUCUGGCUACAAUCUGUAGGUACAGAGGAUUCCCCAUGUCUCAGACUGGGACAUCUGCUCCUAUUAACAAAUACUUGUAUCUUUUGAACUUAGUCAAAGUCUGUUGCAAAGGAAGGAUAAGGAUUGAAGAGACUGCAUUUUUGACUAUGCAAUCAAGGACUGGUAUGUAUUGUGUAUGAGAAUACUAAACCAACAUGAAUCAAAUCA